This is a messenger RNA of Cydia amplana, 3273 nucleotides long. RefSeq names its product toll-like receptor 3. Gene Ontology annotation, molecular function: protein binding. The record is from RefSeq and is a predicted model, not a curated record. Bases 348 to 3272 code for a protein of 974 amino acids. The transcript has a single exon. Lineage: Eukaryota; Metazoa; Arthropoda; Insecta; Lepidoptera; Tortricidae.
UAAUUUCAGGUUAUAAUGCCGGAAGGAUAAUCUUGCUGGCAUUAUUUGCCGCAAUAAGUCAAGUGGAUGGUGGUUGCGAGCUGCUCAACUUGGGUCGAAAACCUUGUGAAGGCCAAUUAACUUGCACUGAUGACUUUGGCUCCGCUAUCGCCUCCGUGAGAGAUUGGUCAUGCAGACGCCAUGAAACCUACGACUACUACAACGGUUACCGAAGAUUUAGAACCGAUGACGACUACAGUCUAUUCGUCAAAGCAGAAAAUAUCGACGGAACAGAUUCAUUCGACGCCUACGGCAUUAUCAAUGAACUCAGAGACCACAUAUUGACUCUGUCGAUUACCAACGGAAAAAUGAACUCUGUCCCAUUAGCCAUUUAUAACGCACACAAAGCAACAAAGAUUGAUCUCUCUAGUAAUACAAUAGAAUCUUUAAAGCUAGAAGCUUUCACAAAAAUUAACAGUCUCAAAUUGCUCAACAUGUCCUGUAAUCAAAUAGCAGAUUUGGAAGUCGGCGAGAGAUCGCCCGGCGCCGGAUUCAGCGCGGUACAGACAAUAGAUUUGAGCUACAACGCUAUUUCAUCCAUCCCCAACAAUUACUUCAGACAGUUUCCAGAUUUACUUCAUUUAGAUCUAUCUCAUAAUUGUAUCAAAAGUUUCGAAAUACUUACUUUUGAAGGCAUUACACAGCUCCAGAAGUUAUACGUUUCAUAUAACGAAAUAACUAAGUUGGGUGUCGUUUUUGCAAGAUUCGAAUUUAUGAAUGAAUUGGUUUUAGAUCACAACUAUUUGACAUCGAUUGAGGAAAACAAUUUUGAUAAAAUGUCCAAGUUGGAAAAACUUAAUAUAAGUUCGAACAGUUUAGCUAGUAUUGGAGAUACAUCGUUUGACCAUUUGGUUGAAUUAAAGGAGUUGGACUUGAGCAAUAACACAAUUAAUACAAUCACAAAGCCUAUAUUUCAGCAUAACACUAACUUACAAUCAUUGGACAUAUCAUCAAAUAGAAUUUCUAAAAUAGAACCAGGAGCCUUUGAAGGGAAGCGUAUUGAGGAUUUUAAAGUCCAUAAAAAUCCUAUUGCGGGUUCUUUGAUCAAAAAUACCUUUCUAGGCAUUUGUGUCGACAAACUAGACUUAAGUAGUGCUAAUGUUACUGAGCUAGGUCCGGAAUUAUUUGAAGGGCAAUUUAAAUCUUUAAAUUUCAGUAGAAAUUCCAUAUCCAGAAUUCAUAAAACCACCUUUUAUAAACUCGAAUUAUUGACAGAACUAGAUCUCUCAUAUAACCAAUUACAAGACAUAGAAUUUGACACUUCUAACCUAAACAAUCUUUCCUACUUCUAUAUCAAUAAUAAUAAAAUUAAGAAAAUCACAAACGAAACGUUUAAAUCUCUAACUUCGUUAAAAGUUGUCGAUUUGUCUAAUAACGCAAUUGAAAAUAUUGAAAUACUUUCUUUCCAAAAUUUAAAAGAGCUCGAGUCGUUGAAUUUAAAUAACAAUCCUCUUGUUGAUGUAAUCCCUCCACAAAUGUUCCGUGGACUAGCUUUGACUACAGAGCUCGAUUUUACUAAUUCCAAAAUAAACACGAUUCAAAACAACGCAUUCAACGGAAUGGAGUCCUUAAGAAAGUUUAAUUCUACACAUAGUAAGAUAUCAGCACUAGAAGUUAAUAUAUUUAAUGGCACUUGGUCAAUUGAAAUUUUGGAUCUAUCUUACAAUCAAAUAGAAUCUUUUUCAAUAAAUAAUACGAAUAUAAGAUCUGUGAAAGAUUUAUAUUUACAAUACAAUAAACUUCAAAAUGUGACAGAUGAAACGUUUUCAGGGCUAACUAAUUUAAGUUCAUUAACUUUAAAGGGGAAUAAUCUCAUUAACAUUGAGAAUAGAGCUUUUCGCGAAUUAAAUAAUCUACUAAAGCUUGACAUUUCAGCCAAUAAAGACGUGGUAUUUAAUUCAUCAAUAUUUUCGAAUCUGCAGUCACUCUCUGUAGUCCUACUUGAUCAUGUGACAACAAUAUUUACUUUCGAGAGUAUAGUGAACACUACAAUUACAAACUUAGAUGUGUCUUUUUGCGAAAUAUCAGAUAUCAACGCAGUCCAAGUGUUCCAUAUUACAACUCUCGAACGGUUGAAUCUGGCUUCUAAUAAGAUUAGGGCAGUCGACAAGACAUCGUUCCAAAGGUUACGUCAACUUGCAUGGAUCGAUCUCAGUAAUAAUAAGCUUUCUAGUAUCCAACCAGGGUCUUUCAGAGAUAAUGAAGACCUGAGCGUUCUAAAUUUAAGCAAUAACUUUCUAUCUUCUCUAAAGUUUGGUGUAUUUGAUGGUCUAGCGAAUUUAAACACUCUUGAUUUGUCAAGUAAUACGUUGCAUAGUUUUAGUGCAAGCAUAUUUCACAACACACCUCUUGUACGAGUAGUUUAUGUUGACAAUAAUCUAAUAGACGAUGUAAAUUUUCAAGAGUUUACUAAAGAAAACAUUAGAGAGCUUUACAUAGGGGGCAACCAUGUACCUUGCAGUAGAUUGACCGAAUGGAAAAAGAAUAUUGAUGUUCAUCAGCACGAGCCCGUACUGUCCGUUAAAGCGAAACAUGUAAUAUAUGAUAAAGAGAAUGUCGAUGGCAUAACUUGUAAAAGUAAGAGUAAAUUUAACGACUUUGGUCAGAACAAUAGUAACGAAACUGCUCUCGCGGCAAUGUUGUCGAGUUCUUUGGAAGAAUUCCGGGUCACAGUCGAAAGGUUUUUGAACCGUAACGAUUCUAAAAUUGAUCUUGAGUCAAUCGGCCUUCAAAAGGUGCCUACUUCAAUUGAAAAAUUUCUAGAAGUAUUUAACAAAAGUGAGACAAGAAAUAAUGUUUUCCUUGAAAAACUAAUGAAUAUUAACAAUAGCACGAACAGGGCUUUAGAAAACAUACAAGAAUAUGUAAAGCUUCGUAAUGUUAUAGCGGUCAAUUCUCAAACAGAUUCGCCAAUAAGGAAUGAUGAAAUAGAGAAAACAAUCAUUGAAAUGUUAUCGAAAGAAAAACAAUCUAUGAAAAAUGAAAUUAAGAAUAUGUUCGAUGAUUGGAAAUCGAAUAACGUUGUAAAUAAUAAAUUUGAAGCUCAGACCGCUAGUGAUGGAGGCUCAACUAAUCUGAGGUCUGCAUUAUAUUUCAUAGCAACGUGCCUUGCGGCACUCCUUGGACUACUAGUUUUAAGUCUGAUAUUCUUUUUCUUUAAGUUAAGACAUGCGUUUAGUAACCAUUUGUCGCACAGCAGACAAUCAAUAUCUAAUGUGAUGGAAAUGGAAUAGU